Messenger RNA from Pocillopora meandrina, 13105 nucleotides. The record is from the annotation of a GenBank genome assembly. NCBI's taxonomy places the organism in Eukaryota, Metazoa, Cnidaria, Anthozoa, Scleractinia, Pocilloporidae.
AUGCACAGGUCUUUGGAAAAAGUCCUUCUAUGCCUGCUGUUUUGCCUUAAUUUUGUAGGUAAGCCAGUAACUUUAAUUUUUUUAAAGCGUUUGCGAUGUUCCAUUUCAGUGAAAUAAGCACAUAAACAUAUGGUUUAGCUUAGCUGUUUGAAAGAUCUGUAACCUUAAUGUAUCGAUGUUUUUGUGAAAGAAUUUCUGUAAAAUGUAGCUUUUGUGUCUUGGUAUUCGAAUGUGAAGUUUAUGGUUGUUUUACAUAUAAAAACUGAAAAAAGAGAGGCAAUCAAACCCUGACCUAUCUGCCUUACAGAGACCAAAAGAACUGUAAUAAUACCCAUUUAUAUGUGGUGACAAAAUUUACUGGUGUUCCAUUUUACUAUGUAGAUGAAAGUAUUGAGAUAUUUGUCCAGCGGGAAUUUGACAAGGUGAAAAAAAAAAAAAAAAAAGAAAGACACUGUUACAUUAAGUUAGCACUUGAUUGUUGGGUGAUCUAACUUUAUUUCAAAAAUAUUGUACGGUGUUAAUUUUUUAUAACUUGCGACUGGUAUUCCUAUAUAAUCCGGAAUUUACAGAUUGUUGGUAAAAUACUUAUCCUUUUCUUGGCAGAUGGGAGCAAACAACAUUACGAUGACUUGGAAAGACUCCAAAACGACUUAUUCGCAAACUACAGUACAAAUAUCAUUCCGCAGAAAGAGAAGACAACUGCAGUAAAAGUAAAGUUUGAUAUAGCUCUCAAUCAAAUCAUUGACUUGGUAAGUUUUUCAAUGUCCCUUAAUUACGCAAACCUAAUCUACAAAACCCGUAUGGCUUAGUGUAUGUCUUUUAACAUGUUAGUUGAGGUUUCAGGGGUGCUAAAAUUAGGUUUCUAAGACAGAACUGACGUUAGACGCGUACAUUUAUCUCAGAAGAAAUGCACCAUUAAUUUUAUGUUUGUGGCCCGAUAGAUUUUAAUUAAAUUACACGAAUCGGGGAGGACAUCGAGCAAAGUUUCUUCCUUCGCAAAUUGGGAUGAAAAAAGCGUCAGUUUUAAACAAUGCUUUUGGGAGAUAGCAGGUCAUAAUUUCACAGUUCCAAAAUAAUACACCAUGACAAAGACCCAAAGGAAAAACAAAAGAGAAUAUAGUCUGUGCCUCAUUUACUGUUUCCCAGCCAGUUUUAUGACUGCGGUGCAAGUACGCUUUAAUAAUUCAUAGUUAUCAUACGUCCUGUGGCUGUUGGAAAAGUAGCCUGAAGAUAAUUACUCAUAUGAGACCUGCUGGGCCGUGGGACUUCCAAUCUUGAUUUCAAAGUGUAUGUUGGUGAACUUUGGCGUAUUCCUGAUGCUCAGCUUGGCGGCGUUUAAGUAAAGUGUUUCGCUUAUAAAUUUCUCAGUAAUCAUUGCAUGUUGAACAUUCUUGGCUGGCUGUAUAUUUUUUCAUGGAAAAUUUAUAUAUUUACUGAGUUUAAGGCUAAGUGGGUCAUCCAUUUCUGUCAGAUGUUCAGUUGAUAAACAAGAACGGAUGGCGCAUGAGAUACUGCAUUUAAUAUAACCGUCACUGGUAGAGAUAAGAGUAAUGAAUAAAAACCGAAGGAAGAGAACAUUUUCUCCUUUUCUUUGUAACACAGAGCUGCGACUGUCUUGUCGUUUUAUGGAUGUAAUGAACAUUUAUAGCGGCAUAUUUUAUCUUCGGACUUUGCAAACGGUUCAAGUCGUUUAUACAAAACUUUUUUAGAUACCCCUGUGCGAAACUGAUGUGAUCAAUAUCGAAUUGAAGUGUAUAGCCCAAUACUGAAGAAAAUCACAGAUGAAUUGUCAUUUGUUGCGACAAGCUAUUCUUUUCAGAGAGGAAAACAUUACAAGUAAUCAAAAAAAAAAACAACCCCAUGUUUCAAGGGAUUGUUCACAUAAUUUUCCUGAUAUGUCAUAUUUCUUGCCCGUGUGAAAAGAUGUUGUCUCUGCACUUGUCUUAGGCAAUUUAUCCAUCCCAACCUCCGCAACAGGAACCUAGGUGAGAACUUAAUUGGACACCUUAGAAUGGGGCAUUCAUUUACACAAGGAAAUUAGUCGAAAAUGGUAAAACACCUUAUAAUGUUUUCCAAAAAAAUUCUGUUCUUAUAAAUGUUCUACGGUAACAAAGUCUAAUAACGUCACGGAAAAGUUUCUGUUUAGGGAUGGAGGGGAAUGAAGUCGAUAUUUCUUGGGAACUCACACUACCUUUUGAGACCAUUCUCCUUUAAGGUUCAUCUGAAUGCUAAUUUCUUUCAUAUCGUGACUACAAUGCCUCAGCAAAAAAUAUACAGUUUGGGCAGUUUUUGGCAUAUUUCUUAGUUAAAAUUGUCUUUACUGAACUAAAAAACUGAGCUGUCGCAAAGUUGUACUCAUAAAACUUUCAAAGGUUAUCAAAGUUAGCUUACAAGACAUAUAUGGUGCUCAAAACAACUGACACAAAAGUUUUUGAGAUGUAAGGUUAAGUAACUUUGCAAUCGAGAAAAUCAAGAAUCACUGUUUUUGCUCAUUUUCAUUUGACUUAAAAAGAAUUCAAACACAGGUGACUGGAAGCAGCUUUCACAACACUUCUCAACGUUACAACUUACAGCGUGCAUGUGAAGUGUCUGUGACUGGUGUCCAUUGCUCUGACAUGAUAAUUUCUGAAAAGGCUGUCUUUUAGUGUUAAUCAAAUUUCAUUGCAUGAAAGCUAAGAUAUGUUAGGAGGUACGUCACAGAUAAAAGCAAUCAGAUGUUGGUCAAAUGUUUCAGCCAGGUUUAAAGCGCUCUUUCCCAAAACUUGAGUGCUCUAGCCCCGGGCUCUAUAGCUAUUUUAUUUAAAAUCAUUACGCGUACGUUCGAACUUCAAGAUAAGAAAAACUUCACAUCAGUUCUAACGUAGCUAAUGCCUUAUACCAAGCUCAGGAGUUUUCAUCAGUUUGAUUCAUGUGCAAUUUCUUAUUUUUGGAUUACAUCUGUGUAACGAUGUUCUCAUGAUUUCUGGAGACCUGAAGACACUUUGGCGUUGCGUUCGUACCUUAGACACUCUCUCAGUACAAUCAACAGCAGAAGUGUUUUGUUGAAAUUAAAAUUUGUGUAUUCUGUAUAUUCCCUCACGGUUGAUAAUAUCACGCCUUGCUUUGACGAAGAAUUUUACGCUGUUCAAAUACAAAUGUUCUAACUGCCUAAAAGCGUUUCACAGGAUGAAAAUAUCAGGUCUUGAUUGUUAAAACAUUGAAUUAUUCAUAGAGGAGGAAAUAAUUUUUCUUUCCUUCUUCUAUUAAUGAUUUUUUUUGUGUUCUGAUAUCUUACAGGAUGAAAGAUUGCAAACCAUGACUACCAUUGUGUGGGUGAGACUGGUACGAAUAAAUUACAGUCCACGACAUAGAAAAGUCACUACGCUUAUGAAACGGAAAAUACGAUUCGUCUUGAAAAUUAGUGAUAUUUGAGAAAAUAUUUUACCUAGCUUAUUAAAACCGUUAGCAAUAUGACGUUACUUUGAGGCAAGGCAACCGCAUCACUAAUUUUUCUUUGUUUUUUCACUGGACAAACAGGAUGGUUUUAUUUAUUGUGUGAAAUAUGUAAGAUAUGUGUUCUUCUUGAGAUUGUUUGGAAAAUUGGAGACGAACCACUGGCUUAAAAAUGUGUGAAGUCUCAUGUACCAGUUUCCUUUCUGUAUCAUUUUCUCUUCAGUAUUGGAGCGACUUCAGAUUAAAGUGGAACAGCUCUACGUAUGGAGGAAUUAAGUCUUUUGUCACUUCUUCAAAGAAAGUCUGGCUUCCAGAUAUCACCCUAUACAACAAGUGAGUGUUGUCAGUUUGUUUUAUUUGAUAAUUACCUUUCAGAGGAUGGUCGUUCUACUCAAUGGCAGUGUUGUCUAGUAUCGAACAAGGAUUACAGGUCGUGAAACGAAGUUAGCGCGAUGCAAGUAAAAAGCAAGCAUGCUAUAAUUUUACCUAGAAUAUCUUAAUGGAUGACCGAAAUCACACUCAUAUUUUUUAUAUUGACGUAUUUCUGAAAUUUCUAAAAACAACCGGGGAGUAACUUGAAUUUUCGUUUAGAUUUGUCAAACUCACUCACUCAAGUUAUAUAUAUUUAUGGAAGUUGAGAAUUAAGGCAAUUGAUUGAAGAAACGAACUAUUUUUUUUUUCAAUUCUGUGUAUAGCGCAAACGACAAUUACGACAAAGAAAAAGAGGAAUAUUAUGGUCUCACAAUAAAUUCCAAUGGUAACAUAGGCUGGUUCUAUCCGACAAUAUUUAAAAGUUCCUGCACUAUUGACGUCACUUAUUUUCCCUUUGAUGAUCAGGUGAGUAGGUAUAUGCCUAACUCGAUUGAGUUAUCAAUGCCUUUAAUUUUGUUCUCAUUGAGAAGCCGCAUAUGGUGAUGAGUUUGAAUGACUCUAGUUUCUUGGAUGCUUGGUGAACCUCCUAGGUUGUCUAGGUACAUCCAAGACUUAUCAUGAUGUGAACUCAGUACUUAGCACCUUGUGAUUAGUUUUUUCUUUUGAUGUUCAUCUUUAGUCUGUAAUUGAACAGACACAUGAAACCUAAAAAGGACAACGAUGCCAAGAAAGCAAAAAAAAAAAAUGCAAGCUAAUGCAUUCAUGAGCUUAUGGGCAAAUAUCAGACCUUUGGACGGACAAACUUUAACAAUAAUAUAUUCCAAAUUUCUCGUUAGAAAUGCAUCCUCAAGUUUGGCUCUUGGUCAUAUCACGGCCUGAGUUUGGACAUAUUCCACACUGGACCAGGUGACAUAGAGGCUUUCACAGAUAAUGGCGAAUGGGUUCUAGUCGCUAUGCCUGUAACCAAGUUCAUCACCAAAUAUCGGUGUUGCCCAGAGCCUUAUCCAUUCAUUACCUACAAUGUUGUAAUUCGUCGUCGAACUAUGUAUUACAUCCUGAAUUUCUUAACACCUUGCGUGCUCAUGUCAGCCUUAACAAUCUUGGGUUUUUUCCUUCCCGUGGAGUCUGGCGAGAGGAUGAAUGUGGGUGUGACGGUACUGCUGUCGCUAACUGUAAUACUUCUUUUGUUAGCUGAGGAGCUUCCAGCCACGUCCGAGGUAGUACCUCUUAUUUCACGUUACUACACUAUUACAAUGAUUAACGUUUUCAUCUCGAUUGUUUUCACGUGCGUUGUCCUCACGUUCCACCACCAUGCACCGACCCCUCUGCCAGCCUGGGUACGACUCUUUAUUUGUCAAUGGUGCGCAAACGCACUACGGGUGAAGAGAAACAGCAAUAUAAACGAAUCGUGCCUCCCGGCAAGAAGGUUCUUUAAAAAUCGCAGCAUGAGGAGACACUCACUCGGGGAGAGGCUUUACAGCGAGGAAAACGCAGAGAAUGCUACGACAAAUCCAUUUAGUGACGCAAACCAUUCACAGCCACCCGGGUCAGCAUCGACUACAUCAAUCCAACUAAAGAAACUCGACGAUAGAAAUCCAAAUUUGCGGAGGCGAUCAAAUCAAGUUUCAAAAAAGUCUGAAGCUUUGGACGUUCUUGUACAAAGGACUAAGAAAGACGACGAGAAAGAAAGACAUGUCGAAGAAUGGCACUUUGCUGCCAAGGUACUUAAUAGAUUGUUCAUGUGGAUUGUUCUGUUCCUAGUUGUAUUCAACUGUCUUAGUGUUUUAUUUUCGGCUCCUAGUGAGAAUCUCAGCUAGACUCGAUUAAUAUUUGUUAAUAAGGGAAAGUUCGCAUUUAAAAGGGCUUAAAUGCUAACAGAGUGAAUGAAGAUGUAGUGAAUGGAUAUCUGGAGACCUCGAUCCCUACGCCGCGUAGUUCAAUUGUUCCAUUCCAUGCGCGCUCAGCAGCUCGCCAGGAGAAUUGAAUUUAGGAAUAAUAGCUGGUAUGACGUGUGGUAUGGUAGACGUAUGGAACUUGCUUCCCCAAUAAAAAAUGAUACGGAUUGUCCAGAAAUAUUAUAGAAUGAUUAUCUAUUCCUGGAUAAGGUGAUAAAAUAUCUAAGUAAGAUUAAAUGAGAAGAAACCGAGAAUCUAUUGAUAAAUUCUACAACAGUGACACGGAAGAAUAGUUUUAACAACCGAAUGAAACGCGGAAAGAGAAAAUAUGCCCCACCAGAAAAUAACAACAUAAUUAAAAGGGAUGAGUCAUUCAUAAGUGACAGCUGCAAGAAAAUAAAACAUACAUAAAGUCACUCUUAAUGCCAGUUUUUCUAUUGUUCUGACGGUACGCACUGAUGACCAACAGGCUACUGAGCAACAACACUCUCUUGGACCCUGCGGAAAUAUGAGCUUUCUUCCAUGAAGUAGUCCUUCCAAAAUGUUGCAUUGCAGGACAAACCAAAUGUAAUAAACAUGGAAUAAAACAAGUAAGGCUUUAAUAAUAUGGGUAAUAAAACGUUCUUACGGAUAACAAUUCAUGAUCAUUCUGAACUCCAGUAAAGAUAAUUAUACGGAGACGUGGUUGUUUCAACUUUGAUGUAAACCCCACAUUGUAAAAUAGUGUUUGAACAUUCAUUUUCCAAUGCAUGAUAAAAAAAUAAACCAGCUUUGCUUAGGGCUUUAAAGUUAUAUAAGAAAUAUCAAUAUGAACGAUUUCCAUUAACGGAUCGUCAAGUAAAAAGUCGUCUAAAAACGUUUUUCUCUCUUUUUUGUUUUAAUGACUUCUAUCCCCAGCAAUAGUUACGUCAUCUUUUCAACGGAAUUAUCAUGAACUGCGCUAUAAAAUGGAAAGAGAAAAUACCAUUAAUUACUAUUUGAAAUGAGUCAACACGUAAUCAUAGCGGUAGGACUAAAAGAAUCAAUUUCGACUUAUAAGGCUUAAUUGCGGUCCACACUACCUGAUCCUAGCAACAGCGAAGAACUCCCUUUACAUAGCCAGGGAAAACGUUCCCCAAUGUUUUCGUUGGAACCUUGUUCAUCAAAAAAUAAUUAGGCUUUAUCAAAUGAGUUGAUAGUGUAAAUUGUCCACUGUAAAUCGUUUCUAAGGCUGCCGUUUCAAGCGUUUGCCCUUCGUCAGAGCGAAUAAAAACCUACUCCAUCUAUUCAUUUCUUGUUCAUCAUAGCUAAUCAAGACCAUCAUUCUGAAAUGUCUAAUUUGGCAAACAUCACAGGCACAGAAACCAAUUUUUCAUGGGAAUAAGCGUUUGUUAACCAAAAGGAUUUCAGAAUAUAGUGUGAAGGAAGCAAUCUGUUUUGACGUUGUAUAAUCCUGUAAAAAGCUUUCUCUGUUUACUCUUUUCGGAAAACGUCUAAAAGUGCUGUAAAUUAGCAUGAAACCUUCUAAUCGGUUAACCCAACUGGGAAGACCUUCUACCAAACAUCAGAUCCCUUUCACACCACUUCCUCUCUUCUUUUCUGAAACGAAGUUUCAUGGUUUGGAAGCUUCGGGAGGUUGUCACUGAUAGUCACUAUGAACAGGUUUUCGGAUCGCGCUCAACGCUGCAUUCCCUUAGGGACCACGCUUAAGUGUCUUGUUCAGGAUUUCUCCUGCUGCUAAUAGUAAACAAGAAAUAGUUAAAUUCAAAACGCUUAUUUUGAUAUCUGAAUUUAGCGGUCUGAUAACUGCAGGUCGUAUUAGAGCUACAGUACUAUGAUCUCAUGACCGAUUUCUUUGGGAAUGAAGUUCUUAUUUCAGUCUCGGUUCGGCAAAACUGGCUCUAAUUUUAAGCGUUUGAAACUCUUUUUUUAUUUUUUGUACUUCUCAGCAUGUUGGUCAGCGCGUGGUUUGCCCUCAUUUGUAAUGAAAGCACUAACACAGUGGUUUACAACAUUCAUCAGUUAAAAAAAAUCAGAGUAUUUCCAUCAUUCAGGACGCUUUUACAACACUAAGUGAUACUAGCAUGAGCUUCGGUUCUUUAUCGGUGUUAAGCUGUCAUGACACUCACGAAGAAGAUGAUAUGAGAAAGUCUAUUAUUCUAGGUUCUGCAAUAAAUUAAAUUCCAGAUGCUGCAACAAUCAACACAGCUCUUUCCUGGAGUUCUCAUUGGAAACAUAAUUGCAAUAAAGAUGAUUAGAUGAACCACUGGCAGAGCAAUUUGUAUGUUUUCAAUUUCCUAAGAAAAGAGGAAAGGUUAAUAACCAACCAAUAGCGUUACUGAUAAGAUAAAUACAACUUGAAGGCCACCUGUUUAUCAAGCCAACCAAUUGCUUUAGUUAAAACUAUCCGCGCUGUAAACAUACAGCUUCCUUUACGCGGAUGUUCCAAUAUAAAUCGUUGAGGUAUGCAGAGAAUUGUGUCGCCUAGUCUUAAAAAACACCAUAAUAACGUGAUGGCAAGUUGUUAGUACCUCAAAAAGAAUGAUUUCUUGCCAAUUCAAACUUGUGACUAGCUUGGUUUCAGUUUAUGUUGUUGGCAUCUUGCGUUCAAGCGAAGGUAAGUUUUAAUUAUGCGCUUAAAUGAAAAAUCUUGCGACGACAUUUUAUUUUCAGUACGACAGAGAAGAUAUGGUACAUUCUCCAUGCAAAUUCUCUGGAAGCAACGGAUGUUUGUCGGUUGUAAUCGCAAAUGCAGAUUUUUUUCAGAUUUUAAAGGCCUCAAUUCUGCUCUGUUUGCCAAAAGGGAAAAAGAGAAAAUAAUCGGCUCAGAAUAUCAAUCCUCCUCCACUCGAAAAAUUCCGCUAGUUGAUUGACUUAUUAAAUUAUUAUAGAAUUAGUGAGGAAUUAGAAAGAAUUAGAAUUAGAAAGGAUGAGUCAUCUUUACUAUUAUUAUUUUAUUAAAAUUUUCCACACGACAAAAUAGGUGUUACACUAUGGUAAUCUCCGCUUCACAGGAAAUUGAAGGGAAAAAUGUGGAUCACGAUGUGAAUAACAUUAAGAACCAAAUUGUUUGUUGAACUUUUAGCCGGUCAAAUGUGUGCACUCAUCAUAUUACAAGGAGAGGGAUUGAACAUUUAAGCGCGGCGUGGUGAAUGUAUUUCAUAGACGUAUGCGGCAUAGUAAAACUCAUAUGAAAUUGUUUCGUAUAUAUUACGAGGUUCGACAACAGAAAGAGGGAAUUUUGCGAGAGAUCCGCGUCGAAUUCUCUUGAUGAUAUGAUAACCAAUAAAAAGCUAGACGGGUAAAUAUUCGCUAUGUACCAAGGCGAUAUUGACGAGAAACCAUGUAAUAACUGCAAGCAAUUAGCAAAAACAAAAAAAAUCUUAGUUACCAAACUAAACAACACAGUUAUCUGGGAUGAAUAAACAAAAGCAAUUCGCUGCCUUAAAAAUUGACAUGAAUAGGCUGAAGAAAAAAGAUAUUCGAUUUACGUUCUUGUUGCAUCAAACUGACAAAGAUUUAAAUCCAAUAUCUUCCGUAGGGUGGUCAAAUAAGCUGACCUAUUUAUUACUCUGUUGAUAUGUGACUCGCAUUCAAUGUUCUGUUGUGAUCAUAAGUAAGAAUAAAUUUUGCGUCGGCUUUUCAACUAGCUAUGGGAUGAAGGAAGAAGUGUGUGUGUUGACCUUUCAUGGGGUCUUUACUGAUAUUCAUCCUUAGCUCCAUUCUUAUUAAACAAUCUUGUUGUACUCAGCAUCCGGGUUAUCGCGCUUUCAUCCUUUGUUUAUUCAAAGUUUCAUUAGUACAGUGCUACGAUAAGUGAAACAAAACAUUUCCUUCGCCAUCCUCCCCGUCCUGGUAAUUUCAUAAAAAUGCUGAUUUCUAUUUUGUAGGCGCACCCAGUUCAGAGAUAGUUCAGAAGCUUGAACAUAAGUUAUUGAGCAAAUAUGACAAAAGCGUGAUUCCUAAAACAACACUGGAGAGCGGGGUUACUGUUACAUUGGAUUUGGCAUUGAAUCAACUCAUUGAUGUGGUAAGUUUAUCAGUGUGAAAUUGAAAAAUUGAAUAACUAGGAGCGUGCCAGAACGAUAACCUAACAAACUCGAUCUGUCGAAACACACAGUCCCACUACAGGCCAUAGUGGCAGAAUUAUAGAUUUUUUAAUUUUAUCAGUGAUACUUCGUAGCUGGUAGGACUGGCUGCUAGCUUGUGUCUACAUAAGCUUUGUCUGUCUGCAUAUCUCUCAUUCUUUCAAUUCUUUGACGUUUCCUAUUUCAAAUCUCGUUGCAGAACAAGCGAGCCCAGACAAUGACGUCAGUGAUUUGGGUUCGACAGGUAAGCAAUUACUUGAUUUUGGUUGCUUCUGUAUUUAAAGAAGCGACCAUCAAAAUGUCUUUAAUACCCAUUACACAACAGAGUUUUAGGUGAAGAAAAGACUUAAGUGCUAUUCAACGUUCACGUGUUUUGCCGGUAUUGAGAAGUGUUACAUGGCGAAAAUGAAAUCGAAAGUAAUUUCCCUUUUAGCCUCUUUUUAUCCCACCGGCUAGCCCUUUCAUUUCCCUCUUACCCAGUUCCCUUCUCGGUGUACAGAUUGGCAUACAUAAGGAGUAAUCUCCCCUUGACAUACAAAUUCGCCUCUGCUAAAAGUAGGUCAAAGGUAAUGGACAGAGCUGGCAUACCUAGUCAAUACGUCAACCAAUCACAUCAUAAAUUCAUUCUCUGUUAAAACUUCGACAUGAAUAUAAAUGAAAGUGGUUUUCAUGUUUCUAGUAUUGGAGCGAUCACAGACUUCGAUGGAAUUCCUCUGAAUAUGAUGACGUAAAAUCAAUUGUGACACAGGCAAGCUAUCUGUGGCUCCCAGACAUCACACUGUAUAACAAGUACGUUUUGCUCUUAGCACGCUUACGUACCUUAACUUUUGAGUUAACUAUAAAAAAAACUUAAUGACUUGUUCCACAGGAAGAUAGUUCAUUAAGUUUCCCGAGGGUCUCAUGAGAUUAGAGGGAAACAAAAUGAAUUGUUUCUCGGGAGACCAAUCGUUUAGUGAUUUGUUUGGUACAGCGAAGAAAUAAGUCGACAUAAAGUGCAAAACAAAUCGUAAAUUUAUAGAUUACAUGUAAGUACAUAUGAGGUCAAAAUACUGUAAAGCCAAAAUUUCUCACCACCCACAAUCAUACUCUGUCACCCGCAACGCUGGUCGUCGGUCAGUUCUUAAGGAAAACCGUUCACAAUUACUUUCUGACGCCAAAGACUUUGGAGUGUUGCCCGCUCACAGAGUUUUGACAGAAACAGUUCUAUAGAGAAAGAUUUUUUUUUUCGUCUUGUCACGAGCUUGGGACAAGGAAAAAAUUCUGAGUCCCUGAGAGGAAUCAAAUCCAAGACUGACCGUAAAGCUCUACCACUGAGUGUCAGAGACUCGACAAUGAGCUAGGCCAAUACAAGGUUUAUAUGUGACCUACGUUCAACCUACUGGUGGGAUAAGCAUGUCGAACGAUAAUAUUUAGGCUCAGUAAUGACAUAGGGUAAGAGUUCUUCCGACUUUUCACGAGCUUGGGACGCUUGAACCACAGACCCUCAGAAUAACUGUAACCCAUUGGUUGGAAAUCGGGGCGCGGCGCGGAAUCCGAACGUCUGAGAUUCGAUUCCUUAUAGGGACUAACAUUUUUUUUUUAUCCCAAGCUCGUGACACGAUGAGAAAAAAUCUUUCUCUAUCUCAUUACGGAACUCAGAAACGUAAACAGUGUCAUUGUUUGAUAUAAUGUGACCAAAAGAAGGCAUUUAUGAGGCCACGUGUUGCAAAUCUGAGGUUCGAUCCCUCAUGGGAACUCAGAAAUUCUCUUUUUAUCCUUAGCUCGCUAUACAAUAAAAAAGGUCUCUCUUCAUCUCAUUUCCUGAGCUCAGAAACGUUAAUAGUGUCAUUGUGUGAUAUCAUGUGACCCCAAAGUUACCAAAGAGUAUAUGCGCUGUUAGUGAAAACGUUCCAGCUCUUGAAACCAAAUCUUUGGUUUCAACAGCCUGAGUUCCGCGAGCUGGGUGGAAUUAGCGUUAAUUUCAAUAAAUACACACAAAGGCAUCACUGAGGCCAAGUGCUGCAAAUCUGAGAAGUUCAGUUCUGGACAUAAAUGUAUGCUAUCACUGAUAAUACAAACACGUAUGAGACAACAAACAGCCGUAAACUUUCAUAGUGACCACCUUAUUUCUCUUCAUGCAGUUAUCCUUUGGCUAUAUCUUUGUAUGCUCUGAUACCACGUGAUCUCUUGCAGCGCCAAGGACGAUUAUAAUAUUGAUAAAGAAUCGUAUCAUAGCCUGACCAUAACUUCAGACGGAAACAUAUCAAGGUACUUCCCAACUAUCUACAAAUCCUCUUGCAGGCUGGAAGUCAAGAAUUUUCCCUUUGACGACCAGGUAACAACUUUGAAAAAUAAUCUCUUUUUCAAGAUAGGAAAAUUUUUGCAGACAGAAUCAUCAAAAAGAAACUAGCCUUGCCUAACAGUGUUUUCAUCAUUAUCUUGUAGGUUUGUACUCUAAAAUUGGGCUCGUGGUCGUACAACAUUUAUGAGAUGAAUCUUUUCAAUAUAGGCGACGGCGACACCAGCUCAUUCAUUGCCAAUGGAGAGUGGAUUCUUCAAGGCAUGCCCUCAAAAAGACACGUGACUAAAUUUCGCUGUUGCCCCCAUCCGUACGUGUAUUUAACAUACAAUAUUCAUAUCAAGCGACGGUCCUUGUACUACGUGCUAAACUGUUUCAUGCCGUGUCUAAUCAUGAUGGCCUUAACAAUCCUUUCGUUCUACUUACCGUCAGAAACUGGAGAACGGAUGGGCGUUGGUAUAACAGUGCUGUUGUCUUUGAGUAUCAUUCAGUUGAUUUUAUCCGAUUCCCUUCCACCCACCUCGGAAGUACCGCUCAUUGUCGUCUACUAUGGGCUUACCAUGUUAAAUAUUUUUAUGUCUUUGGUUUUCUCUUGUGUCGUCCUAACUUUGUAUCACCACACUGCUGUUCCGCUACCUCGCUGGAUGCGAACUUCAUUGUGUGAAUGGGGGGUAAAAUUGGUCCGCAUGCAACAAGAAUGGAUCAUAAUACAAGAAAAGAGGAAACAGAUAGAGAUAAAGCAGAAAUUCUCAGGAAACGACAUCAUCACUAAAGGUGCCGUAGUGAACUGGAUACCAGAAAUUUCGCUACCUUCUCAAACACAAACAACCGAACUUAUUACAGGUCAAAGCCUCGAUGAGCGGUCAAGUGAAACAGAAAAUGACUUUUUACUAAGCCAAAGAUAUCGCGAAGAGGACAAAGCGCAAAUACUUCGUGAAGAAUGGAAAUUCGCUUCACGAGUAGUCAAUAAAUUCUUCAUGUGGAUAAUCGUAAUGGCUAUUAUAAGUAACGCUUUGUAUGUAGUCCUCAAAGCCCCCAGAGGCAAUUUCAUUUUGAAUUGA